ACCCGGAAGACGUUAUAUGUGGGGGAAACGGAGACUGCGAAACGUGCUGUUGCUGAGUGUUGUGGUUAUAUAACUUGACAACACAAAUUUGUGUAGCUACAGGGUUGGUUAAGAACUUUUACAGUUGCCAUGUCCUCUUACACCUGCAUCAGCUGCCGGGUGGUGUUUGCUGAUGGCGACAUACAGCGUGCCCACUACAAGACAGACUGGCACCGGUACAACCUGAAACGCAAGGUGGCAGACAUGCCCCCUGUCACGGCCGAAAACUUCCAGGAGAGGGUUAUGGCGCAGCGGGCAGCGGUGGAGGUUCAGAGCCAGGGCGCAACCACCCAGUGUAGCAUCUGUGCGAAGAGAUUCUCCACGGUCAACGCCUUUGACAACCACAUAAAGUCCCGGAGGCACCAGGACGCUGAGAAGAAGGCAUCGCAGGCUGCCCAGAAGGAAGUGGAGAGACUGAAUGAGAAGAACCUGGAGAAGGGGCUGGAUCAUGAUGCCAUGAACGCUGCCAUCCAGCAGGCCAUCAGGGCCCAACAGGCAGGUUCGCUCAAGAGUAAGCCUGCUCAGGCAUCAGGAGCUGCCAGCCAGAGCCAGCCCUCAUCACAGGAAAAGAAACGUCCAGACAAGCCACCCAGGCUUCAGUGGUUUGAGGAACAGGCUAAGAAACUAGGGAACGAGCACAUUGAGGGAGAGGAGGAGGCAGCCAUGGAAGAUGUCCCUGAAGAGGAAGACACAUGGGAGGAUUUGGAAGAUCUGGAAGAUGAGGAAAUGGAAGAGGAGUCCGAGUCAACACAUUUAGAAGACACGCCUCCUGGUGUCAUAGCAGUUACAGACUGUCUCUUCUGUUCCCAUCACUCUCGUUCCCUCAUGAAGAACCUGGCCCACAUGACCAAGGUCCACAGUUUCUUCAUCCCUGAUAUAGAAUUCCUGGUGGAUCUAAGGGCUCUGCUCCGGUAUCUUGGAGAAAAGGUUGGAGUGGGAAAUGUCUGCCUUUGGUGCAAUGAAAAGGGUAGGUCAUUCUACUCAGCUGAGGCAGUUCAGGCUCACAUGACUGACAAGAGCCACUGUAAACUGUUCACAGAGGGAGAUGCAGCUCUGGAAUUUGCAGAUUUCUUUGAUUUCAGGAGUAGUUAUCCUGACCAGAAAGAGGGAGGUGAUGUUGAAAUGCAGGAUGAGGAAUUGCCAGAUGAAAGUAAUCUUGAAUAUGAUGAUGAAACAUUGGAGCUGAUCCUCCCGUCAGGGGCAAAAAUUGGCCACCGCUCUCUGAUGAGGUACUACAAGCAACGAUUUGGUGUAUCAAGAGUCGUAGCUGUUGCCGGCAACAGGAAUGCAGUGGGCAGGGUAUUGCGCCAGUACAAAGCCUUGGGUUGGAGCAGUGAUAUGGCUAAAGAUGCAUCGCUGUCAAGACAAAGAGACAUGCAUUACGUUCAGAGGAUGAAGUCAAAGUGGAUGUUGAAGUCUGGAAUGAGCAAUAACUCCACCAAACAGAUGCAUUUCAGAGCACAAGUCAGAUUCUAAGCUUGCGACUCGCACUGAAAUCAACUGCAUGAAGUUGCACAUGUGCAGACUAAUAAGUGCUGUUCACACUGCAAAUUGGUUAAUAAAAAUUAUAGUGCGAAUGAUGACAGUGUGACAAGUUCUUCAGAUCAAUAAUGCCGUAUGACUUUUGAAAUUACAUAACGGUUUUAUUGUAAAUUCUAUAUGAUGGAAAGAAGAGUUGUACAGUAUAGUUUUAUCACACUAGUCAUUGCAAAAACUAAGCAUCUUUUAUAUAAACCCUCUCUCUUUAAAUUGAUUUACAUUCCAAUAUUGAUUAGGUACACAUCUUGCAGAAUCCUUGAUAAGUUGAAAUUGUGCAAUUGCUUGCAGUAAUAUUUUCAAUAUAAUAUAUAUCCGGUUUACCAUUACAAAGAUAACACUUUUGGAUUCCAGUGGUCAUUCUUAAUUGAGACCUUGUGGGUUACAAUUUUAUUAUAUGUCUAAUACCUGUAAUUAAGGAAUCAAUGUUCAAAUUCAAGGGUUGGAUACCAAAUAUACUACUUUAAAGGCAAAGCUCCCUUUUGUACAUAUAAAUAAAUAAAAAAUCUAAAGUAUGUAUUUGGCAAUUUAGCAGCCUGUGGCCAUGUAAUAUUAGACAUCUCAGAAUCUGCAAUGUCCGCUAAGAUAUCGAAUCCCCCAAAAAUAUAUUUUAAUGCCUAUUGACAAGUAGUUGGCCUUAAAUGUAUAUGUAGAGUACAAGGUGGUUUAAUUUAAUCUGGAACGACCUAAUGCAGUAUACUGUAUGUAUACUUGAUUUAAACUGGUAAGGUCUGGACAGCAUGUGCCAGUAGUGCAUUGUAUCAGCCAUCAGAUCUGGGUGUGCGGAUGUGAGGAUCUGGAGGAAGGUGUAUUGAAAGCACUAUUCUGUUGCCAUCCAGCCACUUGUACAAACAAUGGGACAAGUGUAUUUAGAAAGAAGAGUACAUUAGGAAUUACAUAUUUUCUCAAUGUAUUUAAUUCCUUUCAGCAGAUUAAUGCAUUGUUUGUUUACACAGUGAUCCAUUAAUUCCGACCAGUUCAUUCUUUAAUAUCAAACAUUAUCUUAGUUUUGUGCCAAAGCCAAACUAUUGAUUAGCUCCCAAGCCAGAUUGCAAAGAGACGCUUUCACCCCAGUUCACAGCUUCCUUUGCAAAGCUUGAUGAAUUUGGUUGACGAACCCCAUUGCUGUUAAUAUUAAAUGUCAGAGAUCAAUUCUGAUUUCUAUCCAAGGCAUUCCGAAUAACACGUUUGACCUUGUGUUUGUGAUAUUGAUGUCAAGACCGUACUGCUAUGUGCUCUGUCUGUCUCAACUGAAUAAAACAGAAACAAUAAUAUGUAAAUUAAUCUGCUCUUAGUAUGAAUAUAGUGCCACCAAGUUUGAUAUGUUUUAAAGUACAAACUUUACAAUGCCUGCUUAUUACCUGAAAAGUGUGUGUGUGUGUGUGUGUGUGUGUGUGUGUAUAUAUAUAUAUAUAUAUAUAUAUAUAUAUAUAUAUAUAUAUAUAUAUAAACACACACACACACACACACCAUUGACAAUGCCUGAAACAAAUAUUUUGCCUUUGUGCCAACAUUUCUUUCUAAACAUUGCAGUGCCACUAUCUUUCCAUUCAAAUGAUUUAGUUUUAAAAAGCUGGGAUUCACAAUAAUACAGUUGUAUAUUUAGAGUAGUACUUUAUAUAUUAAGCCAGUUAUAAAAAGUAAAACAUGCCACCUAUUAUGCCAUGAAUCUAGAGAAAUAAGAUGAUGACUUUGGCCUUUAAUUGACACUUAAUGUUGUUCAUGGAGAGAAUGUUGUUGGGACCUGUAUGGAAGUGUUAACACUGCUAUCCCUGAUAUUUUAGGGCUGAUAUGCAAGAUUUGCAUCCAAAUAUGCACCCAUUGCGGUUUUUCCAAACUUUAUGCUUCAGGAGUGGAUUUCAGAUUUCAACAUGAAAGGCCAUUUCCACUGUUUUAUAUGUUUUGAAUUGGACAAGUGGAGAUAGCGUCAACGGGUAAAUGUGAUCCUAGAUUGUACGUGUGUAGAACUUUGGAACCAAACCCUGAGGCUGAAUCCAAUAAUAAAUGCAGCUCCCUGAAUGCAAAGGAGCAAUUGAUAAGGAAGGCACAUUAAAUACUAAUUAUAUUAUAAAACAGGUAAUUUUAGCCAUUCUUUCAUUAAAUUGCUUCUGUUUCUGGGAGCCUUUUUUUGUUCUGCAUUUGUCACAUUUUACAUUGAGAUGACAAAAUUGGCUUCUUUGGAUUUCUGUUUCUAAAUCAAUAAUGCUUAUUACAGUCAAAGAUGCGUUGGCAGUCUCUAAGAUGGACUAAAACACAUAGCUGUUAAAUUUUAAAUCACAGGUCAAACGGACAUGUUCCUGCUGCCAAUACAACUCUAGAAUGCAUUGAUGAGAAUUUGGUUUUAUUUCUGUAAUUUAGAAAAUAGUAAAGAACAGAGCUAUAUUUUAUAGUGAUGUCAAAAUAUGUAUUUUUAGUGCUGCAUAUUCUCUUCUGGCUCAGUAUGAUCCAUUGUUCUCUACUCAAACAUCCUCAAAAUUUUUCAAGAUGGAAAUGUGGGCACCACUUAUUUGUCCAUGAUAUUGCUUCUGGAAUUUUUCUGGAACUUUAUAUUAUAAGGGUUGAAUAGGGGUUAUUAUGAACACUUUCAUCAAAUUCAUAACAUGCCAAAAUGUAUAAUGGAAAGGGCAAUUGAUAGCACAGAAAACUGUUAUAAAGUAAUAAAUUCAUGAAGGUUAUCCAUUUGUUAGUUGAUUGUGAAAUGCCUGGAUAGAAGCAACGAUGAAAUAGUUUGAAAGAGCCAUGAUAGUGAAUGCCUGACUUGUGCAUAGCAUAUACAUUCCAUACUACAACUUAAAUUACGGAUCACUGUGCCACAGCUAACAAAUAGUGGGGGAAGGCAACAGCUGCAGAGGGUAAUGACAUCAGAUAGUAAACAAACUGACAAGUCGUGUGGUUCAUUGCCUUUGUGAAACAUUAUUUCCUAAUAGUUCCUAAUAAAGAUGUUUUUAUCUAUUUCAACUGUCA
Molecule: messenger RNA, 4539 nt
Organism: Polyodon spathula (Mississippi paddlefish)
Lineage: Eukaryota; Metazoa; Chordata; Actinopteri; Acipenseriformes; Polyodontidae
Product: zinc finger protein 622-like
Exons: 7
Coding region: 130-1515 (461 amino acids)
Biological process (GO): ribosomal large subunit biogenesis
Cellular component (GO): preribosome, large subunit precursor
Molecular function (GO): zinc ion binding; nucleic acid binding
Source: RefSeq, a predicted model, not a curated record